CCUUUCUCUCCUAUUAUAAGCUGAAGCUCUGAAACCAAACGCCACCCACACUCAACCUCAAAUCAAAAAUUUCAGAUUAACUGAAGACCGACGGUUAGAGCAUCCAUCCACCUACUAUUCCGUUUCUUCUAUAGCAAUCAUCCUCUUUUCAAUUUUAUUUGCAAUCUUUCGUUUCAACUUUUCAACUUCUGUCUCUGCGAUUCUGAUUCAGAAUGAGCUGGUGGUGGGCUGGUGCAAUCGGCGCUGCCAAGAAGAAAUUUGACGAAGAUGAGGCGCCGCGAAGCUACCAGAGUGUGGGACUGGUGGUCGGGGUGACGGGAAUCGUGGGGAAUAGCCUGGCCGAAAUCCUGCCGCUUUCUGACACCCCCGGUGGCCCAUGGAAAGUAUACGGUGUGGCGCGGCGGCCAAGGCCGAAUUGGAACGCCGAUCACCCGAUCGAGUACAUCCAGUGUGAUGUAUCCGAUCCGGCGGAUACAGAAGCCAAGCUAUCCCAGCUCACCGACGUUACACACGUCUUCUAUGCCACCUGGGCCAACCGAUCUACCGAGGAAGAGAACAUCGAAGCCAACGGCGCCAUGCUCCGCAACGUGCUCCGGACGGUGAUUCCCAACGCGCCCAAUCUCCGACACAUCUGUCUCCAAACGGGGACCAAACACUACAUCGGACCCUUCGAAUUGUUCGGAAAGAUCGAGUCCCAUGAUCCGCCUUUCACGGAGGACUUACCCAGGUUAAACGCGCCCAAUUUUUACUACACUCUGGAGGAUGUUCUGUUCGAAGAGGCGGAGAAAAAGGAGGGUUUGACGUGGUCGGUCCACCGACCGGAUGUGAUAUGGGGGUUUUCUCCUUACAGCAUGAUGAACCUCAUAGGCACUCUCUGUGUCUAUGCCGCAAUAUGCAAGCACGAAAGGAAACCACUGUUAUUUCCCGGCAGCAAAGCCGCCUGGGAAUGCUACUCGAACGCAUCGGAUGCGGAUUUGAUCGCGGAGCACCAGAUAUGGGCAGCAGUGGAUCCUUACGCGAGGAACGAAGCAUUUAAUGUACACAACGGAGACGUGUACCGGUGGAAGCAGUUGUGGAAGGUGCUGGCGGAGCAAUUUGGGAUAGAGGAGUAUGGUUUCGAGGAGGGAAAAAAUCUGGGGUUGUCAGAGAUGAUGAAGGGAAAAGAGAGAGUGUGGGAGGAGGUAGUGAGGGAGAAUCAGCUGCAGGAGACCAGCUUGGUGGAGGUGGGUGGCUGGUGGUUCGUGGAUUGGGUGCUGGGAGGCCAGGCACCGCUAGCAAGCAUGAACAAGAGCAAGGAGCAUGGGUUCUUGGGGUUCAGAAACUCCAAGAAUGCGUUCAUUUCUUGGGUUGAUAAGAUGAAGGCUUAUAAAAUUGUGCCUUAGGAAAAAUGGGGUUUUUGUUGUUGUGUCUGUUUGGUCAAAAAUAAGGAUUGUAAAUUUGGGAAAAGAUUGAGGGGAGAGUAAGGGAAGCCCUGUGUGUUGUUUCUGGGAUUUCCUUGUAAUGGCAUGUUUGGUUGAAGAGAUAAAGUGCAUUUGUGGUCCGUUUCAUGGCAAAGGCUAAAUUCGCUUCUUUCGAUUUUUGAUAUUUUUCCCACCUUUUAAGACGGCAAAAAUUUUCCCACUGGGAAUCAAUUACAAAAGUUUCAAGUUUCAACUUUCAAGAUUUGGUAGAAAUGAAGGAGAGAAAGGAGUUAGGCAAGGGGAUCCCUUAUCUCUAUACAUUUUUGUGGUAUGCAUGGAGGUUCUUUCUUGUAUGUUGAACAAAGUUGCUGAGGAAGGAAAAUUUGCUUAUCACCCUAAAUGCAAAAAUGUGCAACUCACACAGUUAUGUUUGGGUGAUGAUCUCAUGAAAU
Molecule: messenger RNA, 1852 nt
Organism: Rubroshorea leprosula
Lineage: Eukaryota; Viridiplantae; Streptophyta; Magnoliopsida; Malvales; Dipterocarpaceae
Source: the annotation of a GenBank genome assembly